Messenger RNA from Babesia bigemina, 348 nucleotides. RefSeq lists its product as hypothetical. The transcript has a single exon. The record is from RefSeq and is a predicted model, not a curated record. The coding region runs from base 1 to 348 and encodes 115 amino acids. Lineage: Eukaryota; Apicomplexa; Aconoidasida; Piroplasmida; Babesiidae.
AUGACUUACACUGCGCUUUCACCCGGUAUGGUAGUAGCUCCGAUAUCCCCAGGGACGUAUCUAUUGCCCGCUGUGAGUGGUCCGGAUUCUAUGCUUAACAGCUGCGUGGGAGCGGGUUGUGUUAACACAACCCACGACAAAAUUUUUACGUACACACCCAAAGAAUACAGCGCGAAUUUGCAGUUUAUGAUCAUGUGUGUCCCACUUUGUCUGAUUGGAGUGCUCGUAGUCUGUCUCAUCGUAUGGAUAGCAAUAACUGCCAAAAGCCGUUACAAGGCAUACGAAGAUGCACUAGACCAAAGGCUCAUUGACGCAAUGAGUGAAGAGGAGAAAGAGGUGUAUGCUUGA